AAGGGCCAACCAUAGUAGCAUGUGUUAGCCGUUUAUGCGGAUGAAGGAAGUCAAACAGGAUGUUUGAACAAAGUGGUCGCACUCUUCAAAUUCUCAUGAUCACUGUUCGGCUUUAUCAAGUACAUGUAGUCACCCAACGUGGAUGUCAAAACAUCGCAGUCGCAAGACCCGGGUCGUAAGAAAGUAAGUUGGUACAUAUUGCAAACGGGUUUUAGAAGUUGAGAUUUUGUUGUGUUUAUAGGAACCGUUACCAUUGCCUCUUUGGAAUAAAGCAUAGUUGGUUCAGCGAGGGGUAUGCGCCAUGUAUCAUCACUGGUUCAAUGGGGUUCUUCUGAUUGGGGUCUUCUUUACUCUUCCAAUCUCCUUGGAUGGCAGUGCAAUCUGUGACGAGAGAAGAAGCGAGCUUAGGAUAGUUAGUAGACGGGUAACAAGGACCCUUCAAGUCGCUACAUACUACAGAUGCUGGUUUUUCUUGAAAUGCACCACCUAUAGAAGUAUCACAGGCUACACGGCGCAAUAUCAAACUGUAACGAGGUACUUCACCACAAAUGUAUGCUGUGAUGGUUAUGAAGGGGACGCAACGCAGAAUCUCUGCCUUCCAAUUGCAGGACCAGAUGAAAGCCUGUCUACGACAACAGAAAGUCAAUCUCUCAACCAAACAUCAGAGAGCGGUCAACCCGACGCUGUUCCAGAUCGAAAUGAAACGACGCUCGUAGGAUCACCAAGAACUACACCCUUGACAUCCAGUAGCAGCAACUUUCCCUUCUCAACGACAGAGCCCAGUAACAGUACAGCUAGAGCAGAUGGCUUAGGUAUGAUGUCUUCAAAGGCCCGACGACAGGCACUCAUCAUGAUAAGCCUUAUUGUUUUCUCCAUCGCCGUGGUCGUAUUUUCAGUCAUAAUGGGAUGCGUGGUGUACCGACGACGGAGACUUCGCAGAGUGCAGAGGAAGGUUGAUAGUUUGCACAUGGAACCGCUACGUGAUUUGCAACCUUUGUCAGAAACAACUUCCAACAUUCAGCACUUUUCUCCACCCUCCGCACCAAACGAUGAAUACGCAAUCCCUGAUAAGGCAUCCAAGGUAACAACACUGCAUAAAGAAGCCUCACAAACCUAUGAAAACACCUGCAUUGACGGAAGAUCACUUGCCGAUGCAAAAGAUCAGGCAAAAAGUGAUGGAAAUCACCCGACACAAACUUACAUGGAUGCAGUUGCGAAUAUAGAGAAAAAGAAAUAUAAGUCCAUCUUUUUUCACAUCUUUUCCAUGCCUAAAGCUUCCAACAUUCAACACUUUUCUCCACCCUCCGCACCAAACGAUGAGUACGCAAUCCCAGAUAAGGCAUCCAAGGUAAGAGCACCACCUAAUGAGGCCUCACAAAGCUAUGAAAACACCUGCAUUGACGGAAGACCACUUGCUGAUGCCAAAGAUCAGGCAAAAAGUGAGGAAAAUCGCCUGACACAUACUUACAUGGAUGGAUUCGUUUGUGCAGAGACCAAAAAGGACAAUGUUUCUAAUACCAAGGAAUCAAUCCCUGACAAUAAUUACAACGAAGUCGAUGAGAUGCCAAGCAGUACAGCUAACCUGGAACAGUGUUACACAGAAGUUGAUGAUCGGCCAUCAAGCUCGGUCGUCACCGACGUUGACAUGCAAGACCACAAGUAUUACUACACUAAAUUUGACACCUCGUCACCCAGCACUACUGAGUGUUAUGCAGAGGUUUAUGAGAUGCAACCUAGCUCUGUUGAUGUAGAGGGCACUGUUCGAGAUGAGUACGAAGCAGUGGGAGAUCAACAACUAACAUACGAUCACAUUGAUCGAAGUUCUACCACAGGUAACUCGGAACCUGUGAAACCUCCGAAAGAAGGUUGCAGUAAUGCAGGCGGAAAAUAUGGUGUUCUCGUACAGUCAAGCUCCGUGGAGUCACAAGAAAGUUACGACGUAUUCCAACGGAGUGUUUCACAGACAGAUAAAUCUGGUGUCGAUGGUUAUGAGCCACUUCUUGCUGUUCCAUCGCAGGGUUCAGCGACAGAACAGUCAGUAGGUGACGAGGCAUACGACGAUCUUGACAGAAUGAUGCCAAAAACACGAAAAAAGGGGAAAAACCUUCUCGAAAAACUGCGUCAGGGCACUAACACGACAGCAUAUGGACAUCUGGGGUCAAGCUUUGAGAGCGAUACCAGUGAGACCAACAACUCUGUCAUGGAGCCCAUAUAUUCUAAUCAAGACGCUGAACUUGCCGGAGACCGGGAAUCGACGUACACAGAUAUGUCAGGCAGCCGUCCCAAUUCUUUACUUCAGCGUGGUCUAAGCUUGAGUAGCGAGAAAAAUGAGUUAGUAACGUAUACUGAAAUGUCACCUACCCAUUUUUCGAACAACUAUUACAACGUCGAUCUUGAAAACAUUCAAGAAAGCAUAGAUUGAAAGGACAUAGAACUCACACAGGAUUAGGACUGCAGUACAAACUCAAACAGGAACAUGUCGAUCCGACCCUUGUGCCAGACGUGAAUUAAAUGUGUUUGCAUUGCGAUUUCGGGAAUAAUAUAAUCGAUCUACAGUACUUUACAUAAUUUCCUCCAUGCAUUUCUCGAAAUUCUGAAUAGUCAAGGAACGUUAUCAACCCCCUCCGAACCUUCUUGUGUGCUAAUACACCGAAACAAAUCCGGUACGAUAAAAUUGAUUUGUAUUGAAUAUAAUUAUAUAUCUAUAUACAUAGUGUACACACCAUUAGUAAGGACCUUAAAUUUGAAAAUUUGAUUCAUUUGAUUUUCCAAGAUGCUUAAAUCAAUGCGAUUGCCAUGUAUUACGGAAAUCGGAUCUCUUAAUAAAACGAGGUAAAGAAUAUAAUUUAUUUGAUAAUAUAAAGGAAGUUCCUUCUAAUAAAAGGACUUUUUUUCAUUCACUACCUUUACUCGUACACUAGCCUAUUCAGGAAUGAUAUUGUAUGUACUGUUAUAUGUACAUUUAUCUCCGACCUAUAUCUAGGGGAAAAUAUCAAACGACGAAAUUUCUGCAUGUUUAAACUAUCAAGGGAGCAGUUUAGAUAUGAAUCCCAAUUUCAAUAUAGAUUUUGUUUUCAAGAAGAUGUAGAUAUAUAAAAGUAUACCUAGAAAACACUUUUACUCCCAUGACUUUAUUUUCGGCGAAAAGAAAAUUGUAUUUUGGUUUAUUUCUGGAUCGUAAGAAUGAUACAAAAGGCGAUCACCUCUUAAAUUUCGAAACUUGAAGUUUGUUUCUUAUCAUUUGAUCUCAUUUAAUUGUUGUAAUCUAACGCUUGGAUGAAAAUUCCUAGAUCUGUAGAUAUCUAUAACCAAAAUCCGUUUUAAUAUCUUUACGAUUGUUAUUUUUAUAUAUUCGCUGGACAUAUACGCCGUUUAAUAUAUUCAUUUUAUAUUUGACUAAGUAUAACUAUUUCACAUAAAAUUGGCAUAAAUAAAUUGAUGUGUAGUAUGAAAUAAUAUAAUUAUUAGCAUGUAACAUGAAAUAAAGUGAA
Messenger RNA from Lytechinus variegatus (green sea urchin), 3491 nucleotides. RefSeq lists its product as uncharacterized. The record is from RefSeq and is a predicted model, not a curated record. Bases 302 to 2422 code for a protein of 706 amino acids. The transcript is spliced from 7 exons. NCBI's taxonomy places the organism in Eukaryota, Metazoa, Echinodermata, Echinoidea, Temnopleuroida, Toxopneustidae.